Molecule: messenger RNA, 7763 nt
Organism: Ectocarpus sp. CCAP 1310/34
Lineage: Eukaryota; Phaeophyceae; Ectocarpales; Ectocarpaceae
Source: the annotation of a GenBank genome assembly
AUGCAGGACGCGGGCUUGGCGCCGUCCCGCAUCAGCGUGUUCUACGACGCGUUCUACGAAAAGCUGUUCGAGAAGGCGCCGAAAACGAAGGACCUGUUUGACGGCAACAUGGUCCGGCAGAGCAGAGCACUCGUCAAGAUGGUGUCUUGGUUGUGCAACCUCGAGGUGACGGACGACCUCGUCAGCAGACUGGAAGCACUGGCUGACCGCCACGUGGGCUACGGCUGCCUGCCGUUGCACUACGAAGCCGGAGGCGACGCCCUCCAACACGCCUUGCGUGCUACGGCCCAGGAUGAAGACCCAACACAAAUGGAGAUCAUUAUGAAGGCGUGGAAAGACGUUUACAGCUUCGUGAUCCUGGUCGUCAUCCCUCGGACGGCCCUCCGCCUCGAAGAGUCCGUUCGCAGCGCGGGGCCGGUCUCGACCAUGCUCCGGCCAACCCCAAUUUCCGGCACCCGGCUCAAGGUUCUCGAGACGUCGGCCCCCUCUCCGCGCCACACCCGCAGCAGCAGCAUCAGCGGCGAUUGGCAGCAGCAGCAGCAGCAGCAGCACUCACGCCGGUGGCACGGCGGGGCCCAGGACGGCAGCGCGCAUGCGAGGUCUCCCCGCCCCUUGGUGGGGACACCCAACUCGGCCGGCGCUGUUCCGGGCGGCCCACGCGAGGACCAGGAGUGGUUCGGGGCUGGCGGGAGGAGCCCGGUCCGUCGGUCCAGCAGCUCGGGGCCCUUCACCCGGAGCUCCAGCGGGCGCCGCCGAAAGAAGGGCUCCAAGGGAUGGGCCGGCGGCGGUGUGGGAGGGUGGGGCAGGAGCAGCAAUCACCGGUCGCCUGGCGCCGGUCUCGGCGGCAACCACAGUGACGGUGGUGGCGGAAGACGCCGCCGAGCGGCCAGCGGACCUAGCGGGAGCACGUUUGGGGUCCUGGGGGCUCCGUGGGGCGGGAGAGGGCACACCCUGAUUGCCCCGUACGCAGACAGCCAUGACGGGGAGGACGGCGGCGGGAUCUACCCUCCGGGCUCGCCGUUCUCGAUGGCCUCCUCGGCGGGGUCGGGGCUGCACCUGAGCCUGGCGGGCAGCGUCUCCACCGUGCCGAGGAACGAUUCGAUCUGCGCGAGCCCGGAUGGCUCCUCCCGGGUGAGCGUGAACGGGAGGUCGGGGCCCGACGCGAGCAAGGGCGUGCGCGGCAGAAGGUCUAAGAUCUUGAGGGGGCUGGGGAUGAUGGGUGGGCCGAGAAGCGGGGGCGGGGGCAGUGCGGAGGGGUUCGGCGGCGGCGUUCCCUCUAGCAGCCCGAGGGAAACCAUUGGAGCGCGCGCGAGGGCUAUGUUGGGAGGGCGCCCCCGGCGACAGAACGAAGGUAUCUCCGCCGGGAGGCAGGGGGUGCCCCACAUGAUCGCGCCUGACCGGCGUCAGCACAGCCGGAGUAGCAGCGUGGGCUCGCUGUCAGCAGCGGCGGAAACGGUGUCGCUCGUUGCGCCUGAAGGGGGAGGAAGGAACUGGGCCGGCGCCGGAGGCUACGGGGUGCCGUUUCCGGCGACGCCCUCCAGUUCUCCGCGCGGCAGCGACCUCAGCAGCACCUACCAGCAGCGACGAAAGGCAGACAGAAGCCACGACAGCAGCACCGCCGCCGCCACGCCGCCGCUGGCGAGCCCCGCGAGCUCUGCCCUGUCGCUCCCCGUCUCUCGGUCCUGGGAGCAGUCUUCCGCGCUGCUGUCGGCGCGCCUCGGUAGCGGUAACGGCGGCGGCAUCGGCAUCGGCUUCUCCUCGAAAAGACAGCAGCCCGGUCGCGGCCCCGCCGCGGCCGUGCCCAAGUCGCGGACCCCGACGGCCGCCUCCAUGCUGCGGCAGGACGGUGGCUGGCACGACACCGGCGUUCACGGCGGCAAGAAGGAGGUCGGGAGGAAGGAGGGCACCCCGCGGUCCCGCCAGACCCCGCCGACCACAGGAAAGAAAAGCCCUUCGGGUUUCGACAACAGCGGAGGCGGCGGCGGCAGGGGCGAGGUUGACGCGAGGCCAAGCAGGAGAAGCGUGACGGGCACGAGCCCCCGCGACCGGCGGCAACGGAUCGGGAGGCCACCGAGCCCGUCGUCGUCGCUGUCGCCACGCCUUCCCUCCGCCGCCGGUGGCGCUGUCGGCCGGAGACAAGCGGUGGCUACCACAACCGCCGUUGCCACUGCUGCCACCGCCUCCGCCGUCGCAAACAUCGUUUCCGUUUCGGCGCCCUCGUCUGCUGCCUUGCGACCGUACGAGGUUAUGGCCCAAGAGGCGCAAAAGGCGUCGGAACCGACGCCUCUUCAGCUGCCGGCGACUUCAACGGCUCGCAUGGAAAAAGCCGCUGCUCAUGGUGUCGGGGGCAGGGGAGUGGGCGAGGCGGGUGGCCGGCGAGACCUGCCCAGCGAAGCGUUGUCCCACGGCGAUGGGGAGCCAGAGCCAGGUGGGUCCGACCCGAGACAGGCGCGCAGGGACAACGGGUCGCACCUGUCGAGCGUGCCGAGAACGCCUGCAACUCGGGUUGGAGUGAGGGAGCUACACGGCCACCAGACGGCGGACGGGUGCGGUCCGCGCGAGGAACCCGCGCUCCUGCGUACCCCCGCGUGCGACAAGACGGGAAGGGCGCACCGUGCUUAUCCCUCUCCUGCCAAGUGUCACAACGGCAGCAGGCGGGCGGCGAGACGAGGGGAUUCCGGGUCGAGAUCGUUCUCCCGCCGACGGCACCGACCAAACGGCGAAAAGAAAAAGUCCCCUGCCGUUGCACCCGGUCGGGGUUCCACGCCUCAAGGCUCGAAAGGAGCGGGCGUGGCGGACCAAGCCGGCGUUUUCAGUGACGACGGCAAUGAUGGCAAAGCUCAGAGCAGUAAACGAACUGGGGGAGGCGGGAAGGGUCCUUCGAGGCAACCGCCGGUGCGGAAGCUGUCCCACGAAGCCGCGACUAUGUUCGGCUUCUUGGAGGAGGAGGAGGACGGCGGCGGCGGGGAGGCGGAGGCUAAGACUGAGCAGAGGAUGAACAGCUGGGACAGACGGCCGAAGAGCAUGAACGCCGCCGACAUCGCUGCUGUAGACUCAAUCGGGGCCAACGCCAUGGCUUUCUUCGAGAAGAAGAGGCUCCAGAAGAAGCAGAGUAGGGGGGAAAGGUCGGGGAACGGAUCAGCGGUGGCGGGGUCACCGAUGGAAGUCAAGGAAGCGGAGGAGAAAAAGGAAGACGAGGCGGAGUCGAACUCAUUGCUGAGAAACUGGCAGCUACAGGCUCUACCGCGGCAGGAAGAGGCCGUGGAGGCAAAACCGGGGGAGGAAUACGACGCAUUAGCCGCGGCGGUGGUGGCACCGGCCGAGGACGCGAAGAGCCCGGCGCACGCCCUGUCUAGCACGCCAAAGGAGCUCGGCUCGACCCGGGGGGACGCGUGGAAGACAAGAGAAGCGAUCCUUGUUACGCCUCCUAGAGUCAAUGGGGGAGGCUCGGCCGCUUCGUCGCCGCCGCUGUGCCCGUAUCCGUUCGUAGCGGCUCGUCGGCCGAACCCCUUCGCGGAACCUAAGCCAGCAGCGGGCUGCGGCGAAAGCGGUGAAGCUGGCGGGCGCGCUGCGAGAGCCGUGGUGGUGGAGCCUGCUAACUCUUGGUGCGCGUCUACCGGCGCGGUGGCGCACGCCGUAGUUCCCUUCGAGCACGCCUCCCCGCCCAUGUGGAAACCUUUCCGGCCCAUCGUCGGCCCCGAUGCCGCCGCUGCUGUCGCCGGUGGUGCUCUGCGAGCUGGCGCAAAGGAAGUGAAGGUCCCGCACAGCACCACCCUGGAGCCGCCGUUUCUCGGCCCUGAUGAUGCCCCGGGCGACGGCGAUGCCGCCCGCUCGGCUAUCGACGCUCCGGCUUGUUCUCUGGAAAACGGCAACACUGACGCAGUGGGUAAGGAAGACGCCGCGGAAGCUUGCGAAUGCCCUCUGGGCAAGGGGCGGGCCGACUUCGUUGGGACAAGUAACGGCGUUAUUGGCAAAUGUGGGGGGGCGACGGCGGCGGGGUGGGCCGGUGCCCGGCGCACGGAAGAGCGGCAGUGGCUCCGACAGGAACAGCUGGACCUCGUGAAGCAAUCGGACAAGACGCCCAUGACCCUGCCGUUGAUGGACGGCAGCACCCACGCCCCGGAGACGGACGACUUCAACGAGAUGGCUAUGUCCGUCGGUCCCGAGAAGUCCAGAAGGAGCAAGCAGAAAGCACUCGCCUCUCCCGCCGCCGCCGCCGCCGCCGUCAUGUCCCGGGACGACGACAUCGGUGGCGUACAGAUCGGUCAAGCGAGUGGCUCGAGAGCUACGAGCAGCGCCGUCAGUCCGUGCAGCGACGCCCGCACUACUCGGCUGUCGCUUUCCUCGACGAUAUCUUGCACGCCUCCAUCGCACGCGGUCUCCGGUGCGGGUCUGUAUUUGUCGAGAGAGGACCGCCCCGUUGCCGUUGCUGGCGGCGAGUUCGAGGAGCCGGUGACCCCUGCCGUCGCCGCUGGCGUGGGUCUGCCUCAGGAGCCUUUCGGGCGGAGUGCUCUGGGCGGCGGCGCUCUUGACCUUGGUGGGCAGGAAGGAGGGUUGCGAACGGCCACAGGCUUGAACGAUAACGAGGCACCACAGGCGGCCGCAUGCGGGGCCCUCGACACCAGGCUUGAAUCCAGCCAGAGAAACAGUAGGGAGGCAGCGGUAGGAGGCGGCGGUGGGAAAGCGCAAGACGGCUCCGCCGCCGUUGCCGCCGGGGGCGCAAGAGGCGGGACGCAGGUUAGGGCGACCGGUGGCGGCAGCGUGGUGGUAGCGGCCGGGACGGUGAGUGCCGCCUCCGAGCUGUGGGGCGGCCGUUCGGCAACAGCCAAGGCUCGGGCGGCCGAGCUAAGAGACCGAGAAGCCGCAGCAGCAGUAGCAGCCGCGGAAGCGGCGACGGCCGACGGGUGCACCGUCAAGACGAUUUACUCGGCCACCGCAAACAGAAGAGGCGGCACCGGGGGCGCGGUGGACGGCAGCGGCGGUCGCGACGGCCGGAGAGAUACCUUGCGAUCGGCUUCCUCUGCGCGGACCCAAACUGCCGCCGCGCCGCCGCCGCCGCCAGCGUCUCCGUUCAAGGCCAAAGGCAGGGUGGCCGCAAUGGCGGCGAGAGUCAUGGCCGGAAACUGGGGGCGUGGAGGUGACACUGCGGUGCCGGUGGGGUCAGGUGCAGGUGCUGGGGGCACCGUGGCUGGAGUUCUGGGGGACGGCGUCAAAGCGGGAGACUCUCGGCUGAUAUCGGCGAAAGCAGGUCGUGGAGAAGGAGAAGGUCGUUACGGGGGUGACGCAGCCAGGCGAGAGAGGGGCGUGGCGGGGUCUAUGAACGAGGGGCGGGUGAGGGUAGAGAGCAGGAAGGGUCCGAUGGAAGGGCUUGCAUUCGGAAACGUGCGGCAGAGGGCGAGUGCGUGGGACAUGGCCUUGUGGAGCUGAGCGUAGAGGAAGAUUAAUGAUUCACAAUUUGUUUUUGCCGUCUACUAAGCAUGUAAUUUGGUCUGUUGAGUUAUAAAUACAUUCGUUGUCUGAUCUGAACGUCUGAAAAGCAAGUCAUGAGCCACAUGGCGCACGAGGGCGAGAAGCUCUUGAUUUUUUUCCAAGUGUGAGGCGUCCUAUGGUUGGUGAUGUGGCAUGACGCGAACCGCGUCUAGAGUAUCGGUGCUGUGCGUGUGUGUGUGUGUGUUUUUGGCCGCGACUGUUUGGGGUUCCCGUCGAUGUGCACAAGGGAAAAGGGUAUGUUACCUACCGGGCAUUUUUUUUUUUUUGUGAUUUUGGCGAUCGCUAUCCAACAACAGCACCAACCCGUUAGUUUGUUUCCGUCUCGUCCCCUCUUGCGCUAGCCGCUAUCAGUUGACGUGCUGUGCGCGCGCGCGCACAUACACACUACAGCAGUGGUUCUUUUAUUUCUGUUCGAGCUGUAAGGUUGAACGUGGUACAAACUUGAGUGGAGAUAUUCUUCGCGUGUGCAUGCCCAGCGAUGCCGGGCCAGGCUUAUCUGUAUAAGAGUGAUGGGGCGUUGGGGGCAAUGUUGCUGUGGCUUUUUGCCGUAACCGCGGGGGUAGCCGCACGAAUAUUUUUUUGUUUCACUCAUUUGUAUAUGCAAGCCGGGAUGGAUGUGGUGGGAGGGUAAUAGUUUGUGCGGUAGAUGUAGUCAUAUCAAGGAGCGUGGACGGGUGAUACAUUUAGUGUUCCAUGGUCGUGAUGGACGCGCAAGAUCGACAUUAAGGGGAUUGCACGUCUGCUUGCCGGUGUAUACAUGUAUUUAUUUUGUACGGUAAUUAGAUGGGGACUCACGGAUGCACUAUACUAGGUGGUUCACGGGGCGGGGUAGCUGCGAGUGUGUUCUUCAAUGUCUUCCAGGCACCGGUGGCUCUAUCCCUACCCUACUGGGGGCGAUACGUCGGCUCACACAGCUGUUUUUUUCGCGUUGUUUCUGGAAGCUCGUUUCUUCUGGACGACGUGUAGAUUGCUCUCCUUCCCGCUUCCCCCACCCCUGGCAAGCUUGAGCUGUGCUUCUACUUUAAAGGAGGGAUGUCCGAUUCGAACGGUGAUGGCUUGCUCUGUUGUUUUCGAGCGCCACAUGUUUGUUUUGUGAGGGUUGUCUAUACUCCGUUCGUUUUUUGUUGGCAUUUAUUGCGUGUCGUGGGAAUCGUGCCGCCUGUAGUUGUUUCGUUUCAUGAGCCGAAUGGCUACUUACUGCUGUUGUAGCAAUUUCUAGAGCUAUGUCGGCUGUGGGAACUAUCAUCCCGGACGGCGGUGGCGCGACUGGGCCGGACAUUUUUGGUUCAGAGGUGCAUGAACGCACUCGCAGUUUACGUCGCGAGUCUGGAACGUGACGCUUUGGUUUUUUGUCAACGUCUACGUCGCGCUUUCCUUUAUAUUGCUGGAUAAAGAGUGCUAUCGGAUGUGUGUGUGUUGUGUAUUAUGUUGGUUUGUCCACCGGAUUCAGUCGGUAUUCGGCGGAUAUUUUUUGCGGCAAUCUGAGCGCUUAACGUCACAUUUUGCCACCACCACGCUCUUCAUGUUGAAGUAAAUAGUGGUUGCCCAGGGUUACGCCGGGCAUGUAGUUCCGAUUUUUCCUUUCAGCUGAUUUUUUUCCUUCGGCCUGUUGGCUGUGAGCUCACCCCUUGGUUUUGUUUGGUUGUUUUCUCUCUUUCGGUUUCCUUGGUGUGUAUCGUUACGUGCGUCUCAUUUUUUCCCUCUACAUUGCCCUGGUUGCAAUAAACGUAGGGCACUACGCUGUCGGCUUGUUUUCUUUGUAAACAUUUAGUCAUGCAUGUUUGGUUAGUUUGCCUGAUCGGUAUAACGCGUUGCGUUUGUGCCGGGAGCCUUUUGUUGGGAUGCCACGUCUGCUACUGGAUGGUUUGGUGUUGGGACGUGAGCGCGGGCGGUGACGCACGUCUGUUGCUGUCUCGGUUUGUCUUGUUCUUUGGUUUUAUCGGAAGCGGUUGGGUGCUUAGGGGCGCGAUGAAAAGGUGGACUUUUUCGUUUACUGGUCCCGAGCUGUUGGCCAAUCAAGUAGUUUAGUAUUUUUUUCUUUUAUCGGCAUUCCCCUGUUUUACACUACACAGCUGUUGUCGUUCGCCUGUUUUGCACUACACAGCAGUGUUGUUCUCAUAUGGUCGGACUGGUCAGCACGUCGUUGUGUGUUUGAGCGUAUCUCGUGCCGGGUACCCGUUUGCUGUAUACUACCAUGACGGCGUUCGCAUUGAGCUUGAACGGGAAUAGGUCGGAGGGUGUAUUGAAAUGGAAACAAUAGACCAGUGGAUAGG